UAUCGUCUGCGGGCUGAUUUUCGGAUUCUUUGUUUGUAAUUUAUGUGCGCAAAUUAGUGUUAUUCCCUGUUUGAUGUGUGUGCAAAGUAGUUUCAGCUUUUCUUCCAUCAAAUACGAACCGAGACCGGAAGUGAAUAAUCCACACUGAUUAGCCUACGCGCGACGUUCUGCUGUGCUUGCAAAAGUUCGCAAAGAAAAACGGUGUCAGCGCAAAAUAGCACACCCAUUCUUCGGUCCGCGGCGGCUCGAUGACCUGAUAACAGCGGAUCGAUGCUGCUGUUGGCGGUGGUGGCUGCGAGAUGCUGCAAACGCUGGCCCUGCGCUGGUUCCGUCGGUACAAGGUGUUCUUCGCGAUCGGACUGCUCAUCGUGGGGGCGCAGAUAUUUCUCGCCUAUAAGCUGCUGAAGAUUCCCGUGUCCGGCAGCGGUAGCGACGAGGAGCGGGACCUUAGCAAGAAAUUGUACGAGAAGUAUGUCAAGAAGGCAGCCGGCUCCAAUCUGUCGGCCGACGACGAGGAUCCGACCGGGUCGCAGCAACAUCCGCUGCCCGCGGUGGGUGGCAAUGGCGUGAUGAAGGGGGCCACCGCUGGUGGGCAGCGCGGAGACGGACGGAAGGAGGCUGGGCGAUCGGUACUGAAUUUGAGCGAUUUGAGCUUUGUGCCGGCUUGUGAUAUUUACAGCAAGGAGACCAUUUCGGCGAUUCAUCGUGCGAGCAGUCAGGCCUGCAAAAAGCAGAUUGCCGACAUCGGUUGUGCAAUACUGGAGGGGACGUUCUACCCGAGACGGUUGCCCAACUAUUGUCCCAAUGGGGGGCAUGUGCCCAAUAGGGCACUGGGAUGUUUUCAGGAUGAGAAAAAUUUCCGGAUUUUAUCCGGUUACUAUACGAAUUUUAAAACGAGCAAUUCACCGAGGCGAUGCAUUCAGCUGUGCUUGCAGUCCGGAUUUUUGUACGCCGGUGUUCAAUACUCAAGCGAGUGUUUCUGCGGUGACGAUCCACCGAAAACGUCUGCGAAACUACCCGAUUCUAGUUGUAAUAUGAAAUGUUCCGGCGAUCCGCGGCAAGCGUGCGGUGGUUACUUCACCGUGAACAUCUACGAAACCGGCAUUGCUAAAUUUAGUCCACAAACGACGGAAAUUACCCCAAAAGCAGGGGAAGAGUCAGCCAGAAUUGCAUUUUUAUUAACCUUAAAUGGACGGGCUUUGCGGCAAGUUCACCGUCUGCUCAGGACCCUGUACAGUCCAAAGCAUUAUUACUUCAUUCAUGUUGAUUCGCGCCAGGAAUAUCUCUUCCGUGAAUUGCUCAAAUUAGAGGAACACUUCCCGAACAUUCGUCUGUCUCGCAAGCGUUGGUCCACGAUUUGGGGCGGUGCAUCUCUGCUGCAGAUGCUGCUUUCGUCAAUGGAACAUUUACUGAAAGAAACGCCCCACUGGAAGUGGGAUUUUGUGAUGAACCUGAGCGAAAGUGAUUUCCCCGUUAAAACUCUGGACAAGUUGGUACGUUUUCUGAGUGCAAAUCUAGGGAAGAACUUCGUCCGAAGUCACGGACGGGAGGUGCAACGGUUCAUCCAGAAGCAGGGUCUGGAUCGAACGUUCGUUGAGUGCGAUAAUCACAUGUGGCGAAUCGGUGAUCGAGCUCUGCCUGCCGGUGUGCAGAUUGACGGCGGAAGUGAUUGGAUCUGUUUGUCGCGUGACUUUGCUCGGUACGUGACGGAAGGUCGAAAGGGAAAUGAACUGAUCGAGGGACUGCUGGUGAUUUUCGGUCAAACCAUACUGCCAGCGGAAUCGUUUUUCCAUACGGUUCUGCGAAAUUCCGAAUUUUGCAAUAGCUAUGUGGACAAUAAUUUACACGUAACCAACUGGAAGCGGAGGCUCGGUUGCAAGUGUCAGUACAAACAGAUCGUAGAUUGGUGCGGCUGUAGUCCGAACGAUUUUAAGCCGGAAGAUUGGGCCAAACUGCAGGGAACCGAAGCGAAGCAGUUCUAUUUCGCUAGGAAGUUUGAGCCGAUCAUCAAUCAGGAAGUUAUUCUGCAGCUGGAAGAGUGGGUGCACGGUCCGUAUCCGGCGGAUUAUCCUAACCUGCAUUCGUACUGGCAGAAUUUCUAUCAUUAUGAGGACCAAAGUGGACCGACGGAUGAAAUAACACUACGAGUCGCUUAUAGCGUUCUAAGAAACAAUGCUAAAGCGCGAGCCAACCAAUUUCAGGAACCCUUCCGGAUACGAGAGCUGAACCAUUUCCUUGAUCACGACAGCUACCGCGGCUUUUUAAUUCUGUACGAAGCCACAGUCGGGGGUGAACGUGUUUUGAUGGAAACGCGAGUUCAGCCUAACAUUUCCGCGCAGGUAUCGAAAUCGGCUCCACUCGGGAGGCGACUCACUCAACUGGAGGUGAGCACCGAUUUUGACCAAAAAGAACAAGUUUCCCGUAACUUCCAAAGGAUAAUUGGCAGCCGAAGUGAGCUGGUGCUAAUCUUCCGGCUAGCCGGUUCUCGUGUAGAGAAAAACACGACCACUUACACACUUUCUGUGUAUUGGAUUGACCCGCUAGGCGAACUAGCGGAUAACGUCGAGCUUACCAUCGAGGAUAACCCUUCCGGUCCGCCGGAAAAUCUCGUCUAUUUCAGUAAGGCUGCCGGCCUUCGUCAACCGUUGAAAGUCGGCAUCUGGACAGCCAAGUUGGUCCACAAAAAGACACUUCUCGGAGUGACUCAAUUUCUGGUCAGUGGCAGUGCGCCACCCGCCGUUGCCGCCGUCGCCAAUCAGACUACCAAAGAGCAGGAACAAGCGCAGCUAGAUAGUUUAGUGCAGCAGUUUUUUACCAUUAAGCAAAGCUGUUGGGUGGGGAAAGGGACCGCCGCAGGUCCACCGAAGGCACACUACGAGCAGCAGUUGCCGGGUUUGCAGCUGUGCAGCGAAUCCAGCUGGAGCAGCCUGGCUCCGGAUCCAAAGAGUGACAUCUACGCCGCAACCGAGAGAAUGCCCGAAGCAGUGGGAUUCUCGUGAGCCGGCUGGAAAGCAUUUAAAUUCGCUAGCGUUAGGUUUAUUCGUUUAUGUCGGUUGAGUUUUCAAAUUUUAUCAAAUGCUAACUUUUAGUUGUGUGCGUGUAGUGUAGAUAAUCGCAAGUUUAAAUGUUUUUUUUUAUUGCAUUUAGCAGGCAGGACAUAAAACGGCAAACAUUGCUUUAGUGCCAUUUGUAAAUUGUAUGUUACUCAAUCUAUUAUUUUCCUGUAGUCGAUAAGAGGCUGAACCAAUAAUCAAUUACUUUUUUAAAGUAAAUAUCAAAUUUUAUUUGCUUUCAGAGUAGGUGUCAUAAAAAAGGCAAAGCCUUAUCAGUCGUUUUCACAGUAAACUCUAUUAUAACAUAUGUAAAAUACCAAAAAAAAAAAGUUUUAAAUCCUGUUAUUACUCUUCUGAUCAAAGUUUCUCUAUCAAAAUUGUAUGCGGAAUUGUCGAAAAGAACACCGCACCCGGGCGGUGUUCGACACUCGAAAGAAUCAUUUCUAUAAACCUGUUCGAUAGUAUUAACCAGUAAACGAGCAUUUCAGAAUUUUCUCUUUCCCCCUAAAAAACGUUACCUUUUAAGACAUAACAUUUUCCUGUUUUAGGUGGUUUUGUUCAUCUCUUAGUUGUAAUCUAAAACCAUAUUUAAAGCAGAUUGAAAAUAAAGAACGAAAAUGUAU
Molecule: messenger RNA, 3676 nt
Organism: Sabethes cyaneus
Lineage: Eukaryota; Metazoa; Arthropoda; Insecta; Diptera; Culicidae
Gene: oxt
Product: xylosyltransferase oxt
Exons: 4
Coding region: 300-2999 (899 amino acids)
Biological process (GO): chondroitin sulfate proteoglycan biosynthetic process; heparan sulfate proteoglycan biosynthetic process
Cellular component (GO): membrane
Molecular function (GO): protein xylosyltransferase activity
Source: RefSeq, a predicted model, not a curated record